CAAUAAUCUUUUAAACCUAGAAGAACAUUUUAUUGGAUUUGAUAUUGAUGAUAAAGUAUUGAUAAUAUUUAAAAAUAAGAAAAAAUUAUUAAAAAUGGAACUUAGUAAAGAAACAGGUGAGCCUAUGGAAGUAGAAGAGCCAACUGAUAGUCCAUCCAAUGUUCAUAAAAAUCAUGUUAAUAAAAAGAAACAAUCUAAAUCAAAUAUAUCAACACCAGAACCUUAUGAUAUAAAGAAUAAUUGGAGUAAUAAGAGGCAUAAGAAAGACAACACACGCAGUGAUACCUUAGAACCUUUGAAAUUACAUGUUCCGCCUUCUUUAGAACUUACCAUUCCUACAUUCAACUUAACUUCUUCUUACACUAGAAUGCAUCGUAGUACAGCCAGAAGAAUUAAGUCUGAUGUUAGUGGUGCUAUUUUCAAAAUCCCAUUUGAGCAUGGAUGGAAACGAGAAUUAGUUUAUAGAACAUCAGGCGAAUCUGCUGCUCUUAAUCGGGCACAUAAAAAAGCUGAUGUAUACUAUCAUUCUCCAAAUAACCAAAAAUUACGAUCAUUACGAGAAAUUCAGGAACAAUUGAAUAUUUUAUCUGAUAAAAGUGUUUUAACUAUAGAUUGUUUUACUUUUGUUAGAAAACCAAUUGGUGUCAAUGAUAGAUCAAAAGAACUGAUCAGAGAUGCAUGUUUCAAAUCAUUUAAGGAAAACACUUCUGUUGGCGCUGCUCAAUCUAAAAAAUCUAAAACACCUACACAGCGCCCAUCAUUUGAUUUUAAAAACAAAAAGUCUGCUAGUAAAACGAAAAAAAAAUCGAAGACUUCUUUAAGAUCAAGAUCCAAAAAAGGCAAUGGAAACAAAAAUUCUGCUAGUAAAAUGAAAAUUGUUUUUAAAACUGUGAAGACUUCCUCAAGAUUAAGAUCCAAAAAAGGGAAUUCAGAAUCAAUGGAUACAUCUUCAUCCACACCUAAAUACAUAUCUGAAGACCAGCAAGCUAUUCAAUCUAGUGUAUCGACAAAAGUCUCUCCUAAACUUGAGAACAUUGAUAUAAAUACCACAAUCAUGAAAAAACGAAAUUCUGAAAUGAAUGGUUCAUUUAAAGAAAUGUCAACUACUCUCGCAUCUAUGCAAACAUUAAACUACAUGGUUAAAGCAUUGGGACACGUUUUUAAAUAUUUAACUACACGUGAGCUUUUAUCCGCUUCUAGAGUAUGUACCACCUGGAAUAUAAUUGCAAUGAACAAGUUUUUAUGGCAAAAUUGUCGUUUAAAAAAUUCUAUGGUCUAUGACUGGGAAAGGUUUGUAGACUCGAUUGAUCAACAAAGAACUAAUACGUUAGAUACUAGACGAAUGUUAUUACCUGUACAAAUUGAUGAAUUCAAAAAUUUUUGGUUGCAUUUUUCCAAAGCAAUGAAAAGAGCACAGAAUUUAAAAUUCAUUGAAUUGUAUAGAUGUCCUACCCAUGUAGUUGAAGAUAUUAUUCACUCAUUACCUCAACUUGAAGUACUUAAUGCAACUUCAAUAAAAAAUCCAAAUGUAACAAAAGAGACAAAAAAUCCCCAUGAUCUUAUGGCCCUAAACUUAAAUUAUUUAGGCCAAAUGACAAACCUCACUGAGUUAAGACUAAAAGGUUUAACUGGAAUCAAAUUAACGUCAUUGCCAUCAUUUGAAAAUUUAAUAAAUUUAAAUAAAUUUUCAUUAACCUCUAUAAAUUCAUUUCCAAAAGACAUCUGUCAGAGUUUGGAUACUAUUACUGAUAACAUAAAGUUUUUGGAAAUUGGUGAUUGCGAUGUCUUAUCAAAAGAUUUUGCUGUGUCACUAAAAAGAUUUGUCAAUUUGAAAUCGUUGAGACUGGAAAAUUGUUGCGGUAAAUGGGAAAGUUAUGUACACGACGUUUUUACUGCUAUAAGGGGUCUUGAAAAGCUUACUAUUCUGGAAUUAGUAAACAUAGAAUUCAGUAAUUGUGUUGAAGAUGAAUUGGAAAAAUGUGUUGGCAUUAAAGCUUUAUUGAUUAUUCCUGCUUAUAUGAGCAAAACUGCAAUCACCAACUGCCACUUGAUUGACUGCCUCGAGAAACUCUCCAAGACAUUAACACACUUGGUUUGGGGAUUGACUCGUGAAUUACUCAAUGUUACUGACAUAUUUAUAACUACAUGUCAACAAAACCAGCAUAUUAUUGGUUAUAAUUUAGAAUUAUCCCAUAUCAACGAAAAUACCAACUACAUACCUAUACUAAGGACAAGAAAACCCAGACAGCGACCAGAAGAAGAGUCUGCUCCCAAAAAUGACAAGAAUAAAAACAAAUUAAAUGAAAUUAACUUUCUUUCAGUUCCUGAUCUAGAGAAACUGUUAGAUACAAUGAUGCCAAAUGCUAAAACUAGGGUAAUUAAAGUUCCCUUUUCAAGAACAGUUAGAGUUUAUUUGAGUGAACAGUUUAAUUAUCUUUGA
This is a messenger RNA of Rhopalosiphum maidis (corn leaf aphid), 2440 nucleotides long. RefSeq lists its product as uncharacterized. Gene Ontology annotation, molecular function: DNA binding; protein binding. The transcript is spliced from 13 exons. Bases 95 to 2440 code for a protein of 781 amino acids. The record is from RefSeq and is a predicted model, not a curated record. NCBI's taxonomy places the organism in Eukaryota, Metazoa, Arthropoda, Insecta, Hemiptera, Aphididae.